Fonsecaea erecta is the source of this 4029-nucleotide messenger RNA. RefSeq lists its product as hypothetical. NCBI's taxonomy places the organism in Eukaryota, Fungi, Ascomycota, Eurotiomycetes, Chaetothyriales, Herpotrichiellaceae. Gene Ontology annotation, molecular function: mRNA binding. The record is from RefSeq and is a predicted model, not a curated record. Bases 1 to 4029 code for a protein of 1342 amino acids. The transcript is spliced from 2 exons. Gene Ontology annotation, cellular component: nucleus; cytoplasm. Gene Ontology annotation, biological process: nuclear division.
AUGGCUACCGCAACGGCAGACCCUGCUGCAAACGCCAGCUCUAGCAUCACCAAAACCCCUGCUCAGCUUAUGCAGGAGAAACAUGAGGCUGCAGAAACCCAUCGUGUGACGGUCGAAGAGGUUGUUGAUGAAUACGAUCUUCAACACCCUCCUCCCUCCCAUCAUGGUGCAGAAGAGGCGAAAGAGACCACAACCACGAGCAACGGGACUGGCAAUGCCCCUAUGUCGGCUAAGGCUGCGGGGAAGCAAAAGGCGGCAGACAAGCCCCCGGUCCUCGACACUCAGUCCGAAGAGGCCUUCCCGGCUCUGGGAGCUGCCACGAAAACUGCCGCCGCUGCGUCCGCAAGACAGCCCGGCUGGAUAGCCAGUGCCUCAGCCAAAGCUGCUCCAACAAAUGGUUCUCCUGCCCUGGGAUCUCGCCCGACUUCUUCUGGCGCUCUGACACCAAACUCGACGCCUGGUGCCCGGACUCCUAUUGCCGCAACCGGCCCACGUGGUACCGUCGUCCUUCCCGGAAGAUACCGUGACUCCUUUGAGAUCGACAACGCCGACUUGGACAAGAGCAAACCCCUAUCACGGGUGUUGAACGAUGUCAAGAAGAAGUUCAAUGUCAUCGUCACUCCGAAGUCCACCAACUUCGCAACCCGCACUGAAUUCAUUGCCGAAGGCCCCAAAGCCCGAGUUACGGAGGCUCUGAUGUACGUCUCUAAGGAACUGACCCUUGAGAAACAAGUUAAACUGGAAAUUCCAUCUACCGUCUCCGCUCAGAUCAUUGGCAAAGCCGGGGCGAAUAUCAAAAAGCUAGAAAACCAGUUCAAUGUCCGCAUUCAUAUUGACCGUGAUACCAAACCUGUGACGAGCCCCGAAGAUGUCAAAACCGAUGUGGUCGAGAUCCGUGGAAACGCUGCUCAGGUUCGACAAGUCUACGAGCAAAUCUCAAACCAGGUCAAGUCGCUUCAGCCGAAGGUCGAUCUCCCUGUACGCAGUAUUCCCCCCGAAUUCUAUCCCUUCAUUGCUGGUCGACACGCAGAUCGUAUCCAACAGUUGGAGCAAGACCGUGACGUUCGUAUCAAUGUGCCGCAGUAUCACACGUGGCAGCAACAGCCACCACCACGACCUGCCGACGCGGAUCAGCCUCCCACUUUCGUCCCUCAUGGAGACAAUCAUAUCGUCAUCUCUGGCGACCAAGCAGCUACCUUAGAAGCGCGUUUGUUCCUCGAGCAGUUGGCUGAAGAGCUUCAAAAAGAGCUCCUCCUCGAAGAGCUUGCCGCCGAACAGAUUUUACAUCCGUACAUCGUCGGAGAGCGCGGGAUGGACCCUCUGAAAUUCUUGGAGGAGACAGGUUGUGCUGUCAUUCUGCCACCACCAAAUCAUGAGACGGAAGAUAUCCACAUCAUCGGCCCCCGAGACAAGCUCGAAGCGGGUCGAAAUUUGGCCGAAGAACUCAUGUCUCGAAAGCACAAUCGAGCCGUCGAUAUGCACAAGCAUUUCAACGACGCCCCUCAGGGCCCGGAGCGUCACUCGAGAGCGCUUGCUCAAUACCUUCAACAGAAGGCUAUCGAGCGGGAAUUCAUGAAGUCCCACGGUGCCGAAAUUAUCUUCCCCCCAAGCAGCAGUGCCUCACCAAGCUGGAGUGUCAUUAGCAACGACCCGCAGAAGGCACUGUCCGCACGCAACGAGCUCUCCAAAAUCACCCAAGCUUAUCCUUCGGCAAGAAUUCAGUUGGUCGAGGUCGAUCCUUUCUUCCAUCCUCACCUCGAACAAAUGCAUGCUUCCAAUCUGAGGGACGGUCUAGGUGUUCAUAUGAUCGUUCCUGAGGACGGCUCGGACCCCGUCGUCCUAGUCUACGAGGGACCUUCACAGGGGCAGGCUUUCUCGAUUCCUCGCAACAAACCCAGCAAAGCUGAAAUGGCCAAUUUUGAGGAAGCCCUUCAAAAGGCACAAGCAUUGCUGCUCAGCAACAUUCCUCAUCAAGGUAUCUCUGUUCAGGAUAUUCACGUUCCAAAGAAAUUUCACGACAAAGUCAAGAGAUUCGUGAACAAUGAGCCUCGGCCAACGCCUCCGGAGGCUUUCCCCGUUCAAGUGGACUUUGGUGGCGCUAGAGGCGAUCCAAGACAAGCCAAUGGCGUCUCUAGAGGCUCCCCGUCCGAAAGAGUCUAUCUCCGUGGUCCGAGCGAGGCAGAUAUUGCGGAACUCCGCCAGAAGAUCGAAGAGUUCCUACGGGAGGCCGAAGAAGACGAGAAAGAGCGUGGAUACACCACGACAUUUGCUUUCCCCGCCCAAUUCAACAAGAACUUGAUUGGAAAGCAGGGCGCCAGCAUUAGGGCCCUGCGUGAAAAGCACGACGUCGAAAUUGACACUCGCGAGGACGGCCAUAUCACCAUCAAAGGCCCCGCAAAGAAAGCGGAGGCGUGCAAAGCGGAAAUUCAGCGCCUUGCCAAACAAUGGGAAGACGAAGUCAACUUCAACAUCAAAAUUGAUCCCAAGUACCAUGGUAUGCUCGUGGGUCGGAAUGGAGAGAAUCUGCAGAAAAUCCAAAGCAAAGUCGACAAUACGGUUCGAAUUGACUUCCCCAAGGUGCAGAAAUUCAGCGAUGACGCCUCUGUCGCCGAUACCGCGAGCGAAGCUGGCGCCGGCCGGGGUCAGCCUCAUGAUGAGAUCAGAAUCCGAGGACCUCGAGCAAAGGCCGAGAAGGUUCGGGACGAACUGCUGAGUCUUCACCAAUACUUGGUGGAUAACUCUCACACUGCCACUGUUUCGGUGGCACAAGGCCAGAUUGCCUCUCUCAUCGGCAGGCGUGGUCAGGAGAUGGAGAAACUCCGAGCCGAUACGGGAGCCCAAAUCGAUAUCCCGAAAGCUGAUGGCUCUGAUCGUGUGACUAUUCAAAUCAAAGGUACCAAGCAGCAAGUCGAAAAGGCCAAACAAGAACUGGAGAAACGAGCCAAGGCUUUUGAUAAUAUUGUAACACGCACUUUGACGGUGGACAGGAAGCAUCACCGUGCUCUGAUCGGAGCUGGCGGCUCUCACAUCCAGAACCUGGUUGCCAAAGCAGGUGGCACCGGGUCCAGCGCCGAACACGUACGAUUCCCCCGUCAAGGGGACGAGUCCGAUGAACUCACUGUUCGGGGCACGGCCGACGUGGUUGAGAAGAUCCUUGCCGCCAUUCAGGCCUUCGUGGACGAGCGAGAGAAUCAAACGACCGAGACGAUCGAUGUUCCCGUCACCCAGCACCGUGCGCUGAUUGGGCCAAACGGCAGUAUUCGAAAGAAACUCGAAGAGGAGUUUGGCGUGACCCUCAAUGUGCCCACACGAGGUACAGGACUCACUGGCGUCAAGAUCAUCGGUCGGCCAGAAAAUGUCUCAAAGGCCAAGGAACGCAUACAAGGCAUGAUUUCGAAGCCUCAGGGCGAAACGAUCAUGGUUCCACGACAUCUGCACCAUAUCGUUUCCAGGAAUGGAGCUCUGUUCCGAGAGCUUUCGCGAGAUGGCAUUCGUGUCGAUCACAAUGGACAGAAACCACCGUCGAAGACCACUGCCAGCCGCGGUCCACGGACGCGAACCAUGAAUGGUGAUAUGCCACUGAUCACGGACCAACCUGGAGAAGAGAACUAUUCAUGGGACAUUGUCUCCAACCAGCAAGAACUGGAUGGUGAAUCAGGGGAGAUCCCGUGGGUGAUUCUGGCCGGGAAGGACGCCUCGGACAACACAGUCGCCAAGGCCAAGGACAAGAUCCAAUCGCUGCUCGAGAAGGCUGCCGAACCCCAGCACACUGGCUUCCUCAUUCUCCCAGAUCCUAGACUUCACCGCCACAUCAUUGGGCCGGGCGGUUCGACCAUCAAUGCCAUCCGGAAACAGUCUGGCUGUGACAUUCAAGUGCCCAACAGGAAUUCUAGCAAGGGCGAGGAAGGAGAAGCUAUCACUAUUGUGGGCAAGGAAGACGGUGUUCUGACUGCUCGGGACAUGAUUCUAGAGGAGAUUAAGAGGGCCGAAGCCGGACGAAACUCGCCGAGGGGUGCUGGUCGUGCUUAG